This is a messenger RNA of Thunnus maccoyii (southern bluefin tuna), 3141 nucleotides long. RefSeq names its product tubulointerstitial nephritis antigen-like 1 (gene tinagl1). The record is from RefSeq and is a predicted model, not a curated record. Lineage: Eukaryota; Metazoa; Chordata; Actinopteri; Scombriformes; Scombridae. Bases 174 to 1604 code for a protein of 476 amino acids. The transcript is spliced from 12 exons. Gene Ontology annotation, cellular component: lysosome. Gene Ontology annotation, biological process: proteolysis. Gene Ontology annotation, molecular function: peptidase inhibitor activity; cysteine-type peptidase activity.
UGACAGAGCAGAUCCUGUGUGUGAGAGAGAGGAACAGAGAAAAGGGAGACUGACUUUUUACCCAAAAACUCUCUACCUGUGAAGGACUUCCUGAGCAAGACAUCAACACAGCUCUGCAGUUUUCUAUCGGAUUUAAAAAACCCUCUGAUUUCUCUCUCCAAACAAGAUUUAUCAUGAACCUCUUCCUGUUGACUGUGGCGGUGCUGCUCCUGGUGGCGGGAGAGGGAACUGCAGAAAGAAUCCUGUCAAGAAGGACCAAAAGGGAACUUGCCAGUCCGCUCCAUGUAGGUGGCAUCAGGGACCCAUAUGGCUCGUACUGCCAGAGGAGAGGAGGCUGCUGCCCCGGCAGAGACGACCUGUGCACGGUGCCGUACCUGGACACCAUCUGCUACUGUGACCUGUUCUGCAACCGCACUGUAUCUGACUGCUGCCCUGACUUCUGGAGUCAAUGUCUCGGUGUGGAGCCACCUUUCAUUGGCACCUGCGAAAGAAAUGGAAACAAGUUCUUUACGGGGCAAACAUACAAAGAGAACUGCAAUUUAUGCACAUGCGGGAUCACAGGACGCUGGGAGUGUGAGCAGAACGCCUGUCUGAUGGAGCCUGACAUGAUCCAUGCUGUCAACAGAGGAAACUAUGGGUGGAAGGCAGCUAACUACAGUCAGCUCUAUGGCAUGACUCUGGACGAGGGGAUCCGCUACCGCCUGGGGACUCAGAGACCCUCCAGGACUAUUAUGAACAUGAAUGAGAUCCAGAUGAACAUGGAUCCUCAGAGUGACCGUCUGCCGCUCUACUUCAACUCAGCAGAGAAGUGGCCAGGGAAGAUUCAUGAACCACUUGACCAGGGCAACUGCGCAGCUUCCUGGGCUUUCUCAACUGCAGCUGUGGCAUCAGACAGAAUCUCGAUCCAGUCAAUGGGUCACAUGACUCCUCAGCUGUCACCACAGAACCUCAUUUCUUGUGACACACGAAACCAGGGAGGUUGUGCUGGGGGACGCAUCGAUGGGGCCUGGUGGUACCUCCGGCGUAGAGGAGUGGUGACAGAAGACUGUUACCCAUACCUGCCACCACAGCAAACACCAGCAGAGAUCGGCCGUUGUAUGAUGCAGAGUCGCUCGAUUGGCCGGGGGAAGAGGCAGGCCACGCAGCGCUGCCCCAACACACACAACUACCACAAUGACAUCUACCAGUCCACACCACCCUACAGGCUCUCAUCCAAUGAAAAGGAGAUUAUGAAGGAGAUUAUGGAUAAUGGCCCUGUGCAAGCUAUUAUGGAGGUCCAUGAGGACUUCUUUGUCUAUAAGAGUGGGAUCUACAAACACACUGACGUCAGCUUCACCAAACCUCCACAAUACCGCAAACAUGGUACACACUCAGUCAGGAUCAUUGGGUGGGGAGAGGAGAGACACUAUGAUGGGACAUCACAAAAAUAUUGGAUUGCUGCCAACUCCUGGGGAAAGAACUGGGGAGAGAAUGGCUACUUCCGUAUUGCUCGUGGGGACAAUGAGUGUGAGAUUGAAACAUUUGUGAUCGGCGUGUGGGGCAGGAUCACGAUGGAGGACAUGCACAACCAUCAUCACCACCAUCAUCGUCGUCGACACACUUAGAGACAUCUUUGUUUUUAUCCCACUGUAGAGUUGGUUGUUACCCCAGAGAAGAACCACACCAAGAGAACUUUAUAACAUCCCCUUGUACACCAAGCUGGCUGGGAGAGCCCAAAGCCCCCGUGCCCUCUCCUUUUACACCUUACUUUACUCUGGGGAUCAAUACAACUCCUCUUCUCCACCCUCUCUACCCCUUUAAUAGAACAACUCUCCCCACUCCCUCUGUAACUCAAGAUUUAUGGCACCAAAAAACAAAGAAAAACUCAGCUAAGCUAAAGCUCUUUUAUGUUGCCUUGCCUGGCGUCAUGAUGCCACAUUACGCACCUCAGGUACCUUCUGUUCCAAAGACCACACUUCCCAGAAUCCUCAGCAUAACAUCUGGUGAAACACGUUCAUGUCAAGUUGGGUGAUGACAGAAGGAGAGGCCUAAUCUGAUCUUUUUUUAUUCUUCUUUGUGUUUCCUUGUCAACUUGAACCUUUAGUCUUUUCUAGCUCUAAAUCUAUAAUCUAGACAGGCGGAAAAGAUGAAAUCUGAGAGCCAGAUUAUCAGACAUCAUACAGGGACAUUUCCCUUUGAGAAAGACACACCCAGGUUAACUGUGUAACAUGAUAAUAUAUCAUAGAUGACCUUAUUGACAUUUACCUGUCAGCUCUACACUUGCACAGUUCGCCUCAUUCCCUCAGUUUUAGAGAGGACCCUUGUAUAGAGAUAGUAGCUGCAGGCAGUAGAGUUUCUCACACAUUCCAGUAACGUAGAAUCUGACACUGGAAACAAUAAGAGAUUUAGUGCGGAAUAUUAAAUUACAAAUAACUUUGGGAUUUUAGGAGGACUUACAACAGCACUGAUACUGACCAACAAUCAAAAAGCAGUAUAAUUCAACAAUGAAACAGGCUAAAUCUUUGCCCUCCAAUUACACGUUUAUACUGGGGACAGUGUCAGAAGAUGGGAUAUGAUAAAAUUAAAGAGCCAUUGCCUCACCAGUCAAACAUGUAUCACUUGUUUUUGGCUGCAGGUGAAAAAUGAUUUAAAAAGUUGUCAUGAUGACCAAUUUAAUUAAAUAUUCUCUGACCCCACCAUCCCAUUAAAAUAAAAAAAGAUUGUAAUGCCUUAAAGAAGCAGAGUUGUUUUGACCACUGCGAAAGAAAGAUAGUGUUUGUGUAUAGUAGUCUUAAUUUGAUCUGUUCUGUGCACACUGUUACAAUUUGAGCUACAGAUGGUAUUUUUUUUGUCGCUGUUAUAUUUUAAAGUUUUAUUUUACUACUUGUUUUAAGAUGUACUGUAUGUAGUAACUUUCAUAACACACUCAUCACUUGGUUGCUUUUCUGUUUGUGCUUCUACAUAGUUGUAACUGUUUGGCCACAGCGAAGAGGGUGGGUGGGAGACUACUGCUGAAGUCCAGUCUGUGCUAGUUUGAUGCAUUUCACGUGUAAUAAACAUUUAAAGCCACUUCUAACAAAUACUGAAACACCUGUACUAGUCAAACAGGUUGCAGAUGCCCUGUGUGACUUGGUAAUGUUCUCAUUUUUUUAUUUUUUAGUG